AUGUCAGUCCAAUCGAGUACAAACACAAUAUUAUUAGAAACCGUCGCUUUAGAAAUCGUUGAUGAUCACGGCAAUGUAUUCCAAGCGAGGGCACUGUUAGACUCAGGCUCAAUGUCGAACUUCAUUUCUCGCAAUCUUGCUAACCGUCUCACGAACCCACAAACUAAAGUUGAUGUAAGCAGCGCUGGAAUAGGACAGUCGCUGAAAAAAUUGAAACGCACUUUAACCGCAACUGUUCGAUCGAGAAUAAAUCGUUUUUGUACUAAACUGGAGUUCCUGAUAAUACAAGAGCCAACUGCAGAUUUACCCACUGUUCCCGUUCAAACUUCAUCGUGGCUACUUCCAGCGAUAGAAUUCGCUGAUCCUAAAUUCAAUGUACCAGGCAGAGUAGAUAUUAUUAUCGGCGGUGAAGCAUACUGGGAGUUACACACCGGUAAUAAAAUUCAUCUAGGGCAAGACUUGCCACAGGCAGUGGAGACGCCAUUUGGCUGGACUAUAUGUGGACCCACAUCAAAAUUUCCAUCUGUUUUCCAAACAUGUUAUCAUGUCUCCACAAUGGACGAGCGUCUGGAGAAUGUUCUCCAAAAAUUUUGGGAAUUGGAAGCCAUCGCAACAGACUCAAAUUAUUCUACCGCGGAAAAAUAUUGUGAAGAGUUUUACGCCAAUACUACUACACGUGAUUCCUCUGGCCGAUAUGUAGUGCGUCUUCCAAGAAAGGUCAACCCCGAGAUAAUCCUCGGUGAAUCCAGAUCCGUAGCUGAACGUCGAUUCCUUAGCCUCGAACGUCGAAUGGAACGAGAUGUCAAGCUGAAGAUAGAUUAUGUCCAAUUCAUGGAGGAAUACGAAACCCUCGGUCAUAUGAAGCAAAUAAUUCAACCUGUCGAUUACGCUGAAAAUCAUUGCUAUCUGCCUCACCAUCCCGUAUUUAAAUUAUCCAGCAGCACCACAAAGACAAGGGUGGUCUUCGACGCAUCAUGCAAGACGAUGUCUGGGUACUCGCUAAACGAUGCCCUCAUGGUCGGUCCAGCCCUUCAACAAGAUCUAUUGUCCAUUGUGAUGCGGUUUCGCAUGCAUCCUAUAGCUUUGGUUGCGGAUAUACAAAAAAUGUUUAGGCAAAUUUUUGUGCAUCCAGAAGACCAACCCUUCCAGCGAGUACUCUGGCGUUCGAAUCCAUCCAAUCCAAUCGCUACUUGCGAACUCCAGACGGUGACAUACGGGACAGCGUCCGCCCCCUACCUGGCCAUUAAAACACUACAAGAAGCAGCAAGAGAAGCGAAUCAAUCCAUCGCAGAAGACUUUUAUGUGGACGAUCUACUAACUGGAGCUAGAGAUGUCCAGUCCAGCAUCCAGUUGAUGAACGACAUUUCAACGACUCUGGAAUCUGCAGGAUUCCAAUUGAAGAAGUGGGCAUCAAAUUCAGUGGAGGUGAUGCAAAAUAUUCCACCCGUAGAUUUAGCAAUACAAGAAUUAUAUAAUUUACACGAUGAUCAAUCUGUCAGCACACUGGGUCUCGCGUGGGAACCCAAAACGAACUAUUUUCAUUUCAAGGUGCAGCUGCCUCUGCCAGCUGCCAUUCUAACCAAACGCAAGGUGUUAUCCUAUGUAGCAUAG
Messenger RNA from Toxorhynchites rutilus septentrionalis, 1611 nucleotides. RefSeq lists its product as uncharacterized. The record is from RefSeq and is a predicted model, not a curated record. Bases 1 to 1611 code for a protein of 536 amino acids. Lineage: Eukaryota; Metazoa; Arthropoda; Insecta; Diptera; Culicidae. The transcript has a single exon.